This is a messenger RNA of Malurus melanocephalus (red-backed fairy wren), 3195 nucleotides long. It is a transcript of the gene TXNRD2, whose product is annotated as thioredoxin reductase 2. The record is from RefSeq and is a predicted model, not a curated record. Lineage: Eukaryota; Metazoa; Chordata; Aves; Passeriformes; Maluridae. Gene Ontology annotation, cellular component: cytosol; mitochondrion. Gene Ontology annotation, biological process: cellular response to oxidative stress; glutathione metabolic process; cell redox homeostasis. Gene Ontology annotation, molecular function: glutathione-disulfide reductase (NADPH) activity; thioredoxin-disulfide reductase (NADPH) activity; flavin adenine dinucleotide binding. The coding region runs from base 61 to 1596 and encodes 511 amino acids. The transcript has 17 exons.
CAGGCACUGAACGGUCACCCCGCAGGGUCCUUGCGGGCGCGGGGCCCUGUGCCGUACAGCAUGGCGGCGCUGUGGAGGCGGGCGCGUCCCCCGGCACUGUCAGGGCUGUGCCGUACGCUCCGAGCGUUCUCAGGAAAGAAUGAGUAUGAUCUUCUGGUCAUUGGUGGAGGGUCUGGAGGCCUUGCUUGUGCAAAAGAAGCUGCUCAGUUUGGAAGAAAAGUGGCUGUUUUGGAUUAUGUUGAACCUUCCCCACAAGGAACCGCAUGGGGACUUGGUGGAACUUGUGUGAAUGUUGGCUGCAUUCCUAAAAAGCUUAUGCAUCAAGCAGCCCUUUUAGGGAGUGCCCUUAAAGAUGCUCAACACUAUGGCUGGAAUAUAUCCCAACCUGUUCAUCAUACCUGGUCUGUGAUGGCACAAGCUGUUCAGAAUUAUGUGAAAUCCUUGAACUGGGGACACAGAGUGCAACUACAAGACAAGAAGGUGAAGUAUUUUAACGUGAAAGGAAGUUUUGCUGAUCCACAUACAGUCCGUGGUUUAACAAAAGCAGGUAAAGAGACUGUUAUUACAGCAGAUAAUAUUGUCAUUGCUACUGGAGGAAGACCAAAAUAUCCUACAGAUAUUGCAGGUGCACGGGAGUAUGGAAUCACAAGUGAYGAUCUGUUCUGGUUAAAAGAAUCUCCUGGAAAAACGUUGGUUGUUGGAGCCAGCUAUGUUUCCCUUGAGUGUGCUGGAUUUCUAACAGGCAUUGGAUUGGACACUACAGUCAUGAUGAGAAGUAUCCCACUUCGUGGAUUUGAUCAGCAAAUGGCAUCUUUAGUAACUGAGCACAUGGAAUCCUACGGCACAAAGUUUUUAAAGAGGUGUUUCCCAACCAAAGUGGAAAAAUUGAAGAGCAACAGAUUACAAGUCACUUGGAAAAAUGCUGACCUGAACAAAGAAGAAACGGAUUCUUUUGACACARUUAUGUGGGCAGUAGGUCGAGCUCCUGACACCAAAACUCUCAACCUGGAGACAAUUGGAGUGAAAACUAAUUCUGAAACUGGAAAGAUUAUUGUUGAUGCCAGUGAAGCUACUUCUGUUCCUCACAUUUAUGCAGUUGGAGACAUAACAGAGGGCCGUCCUGAAUUAACACCCACAGCAAUAGCUGCAGGAAAACUGCUGGCUCAGCGCCUUUUUGGCCAGUCUUCAGAACUGAUGGACUAUGACAAUGUGCCUACCACAGUCUUCACUCCCUUGGAAUAUGGUUGUGUUGGAUUGUCAGAAGAAGCAGCCKUGCAACGUCAUGGAUCUGACAAUAUUGAGGUGUACCAUGCAUAUUACAAACCUUUAGAGUUUACAGUGGCUGAAAGAGAUGCAGCUCAGUGCUACAUGAAAAUGGUGUGCUUACGAGAGAGGGAGCAACGAAUACUUGGCCUUCAUUUCAUUGGACCAAAUGCAGGCGAAGUUAUUCAAGGAUUUGCUCUUGGAAUCAAAUGUGGUGCUACAUAUCCUCAGAUGAUGAAGACAGUUGGCAUUCACCCUACCUGUGCUGAAGAAGUKACCAAGUUGCACAUCACAAAGCGUUCUGGCUUGGAUGCAACAGUCACAGGCUGCUGAGGUUAAAUACCAUCCCUGGAAAGAGGGAAAAAAAGCACAAAAUGUAUUUGUAAAGAAAAGGGGCACUUAGAGUUGAAACAGUUUUAGUGGUUCAGGUUACAGGAAUCUUUCUUGUUGUCCUUGUAGACAGUUUUUUCUCACAGCCAAAAAAAAUUUCUUUACACCAUUACAGUUCUAAAACCAAUGCAGUCCUGCUGCAACARAUCUCUCUCUUUCAAAGUGCCUAAAGCUCUUCUCUUGCUGGGAUCUAGGGAAUAAUCAUAGUAUUUUAUAUGUAAAUAUAACUAAAGUCUGUGACAUCUGAGGCCAUCUACAAAUGAAGMAGUUGUCUUUUGGCAGACUGACUGCCAGCAGAGGAGUCUCAGAGUCAGACAGGCCUUCCUUAGAAGUUUGGUGUGAUGCUUUGUCCUGCAUGCUUGGAUGGCUCAUGAAUGAUCCUAAUAUUGAACACUGAGACUCUGCAUUCAUGAGUGGAAAUAAGUUCCUSGAGCAGGUAACAAUGGGUAAGCAGUCAUCUUUGGGGUUUUUCCUUUAAAAUGUGCUAUGUAAAGGAAUUGAAUAGAAAAUCGCCUGAAGCUGUCCUGCUGGAAGAGUCACAAUGCAUUAAUAAGUAGCAGCCUGGUCACAGUGUUAUGGUGAGGAUGGAGAAUGAAUGAUCUCAGAGGUGCUGAAKGAGAAGUUAGAUUUUAUGGUGGCUUCUCUGCCGACUCCUGAAAUUUUUAAUUCAGCUCAGUCCAAACUAAAUUGACACAUCUCACAAAUUACUGCUUGAACAGUGUAUAUUAAGCUGACAAGUAAAGUAAAACCCACUAAUAAUCCACCUUAUGCAGCAUUUUCUGUUUUAUAGAAUGCAGAAAUAUAGCUGACACUGAAAUAUUUUCUUGAUUUGUUUUUAUGACUUUCUUGCUCAUGGGCUGGAGACUAUAUCUCAAUAGACUUUUAUUAAAUUUGCUUUAAUAAAGCAUGUUACUAAGGGAACUACAUUAAACAGUAAUCCAGAAAAGAAAGGGUCCUGCUCAGAGCAAAGAUAUGAAGUAAUUUUCUGCAGUUUUGUUUUAUUUGGGUGUUUUUUUUGCGUACUGACCCAAAUAAGAGAGCAUUACCCUGUUGCARAUUCCUGCUGAUUUUCGGGCUCUCCAGAAGGGGGAGGUGCUGGCUCAUCUGUGGCGGGAAGGGAACAAAUCUGAGAGUGAAUCUUCUUGUGCAGAACCCUGGUGAGGAGGUAGCCUGACAAARGCAAACACAAAACAAACUGCACUGAAUUUCAAUCUCUGUCGCAGCUGCAAUAUUUGGAUGUGCACAGUCACAGUUUCUUGACUCUUUACAGCAGAAUAGCACACAUUGGAAGAGACCAGCUUGAGGUGAAACAACGUAUAUCCUUUUUUGUUGCUUAAUAUCAGUGUUUUAUAUGUGGAAUUUUAUWUUUUCAUUCCAAACUUGUUGCACAGUUUUGAAGAAUAGUCUGAGGAUCGUCUAUAUAUCUGUUGUUUUAAUUUGAUUGGUGUUUCACUGCUGCAGCCACACAGAAAUGGUUGGUUGAUAUCCAGUAUGAAAUCGUUUUUACUAUGGAAAGUAUACCUGUCUGAGAAACUAUUAGAU